Messenger RNA from Hordeum vulgare subsp. vulgare (domesticated barley), 1128 nucleotides. RefSeq names its product very-long-chain (3R)-3-hydroxyacyl-CoA dehydratase PASTICCINO 2A. The coding region runs from base 150 to 815 and encodes 221 amino acids. Gene Ontology annotation, molecular function: 3-hydroxyacyl-CoA dehydratase activity. NCBI's taxonomy places the organism in Eukaryota, Viridiplantae, Streptophyta, Magnoliopsida, Poales, Poaceae. The transcript is spliced from 9 exons. Gene Ontology annotation, cellular component: endoplasmic reticulum membrane. Gene Ontology annotation, biological process: very long-chain fatty acid biosynthetic process; sphingolipid biosynthetic process; fatty acid elongation. The record is from RefSeq and is a predicted model, not a curated record.
AAAUGUUUUUCUCCCAUCCGCCUCCGUGCUGUAGCGGGACACCGGCGGCCAUUAUUUGAUCCGCCGCAGACGCAUCCCAUCCCCCCGUGACCCCCGGCGACUUUCUUCUUCUUCCUCCUCGUGCUGCUCCGGAGAGAAUAAAUAAACAAAUGGCCGGCGUCGGGUCGGCGGUGCGGCGGCUCUACCUCUCCGCCUACAACUGGGUCGUCUUCUACGGAUGGGCGCAGGUGCUCUACUAUGCGAUCACGGCGCUACUGGGGGACGGCCACGAGGGCGUCUACGCCGCCGUCGAGCGCCCGCUGCAGCUCGCUCAGACCGCCGCCGUCAUGGAGAUUCUUCAUGGGCUUGUAGGGUUGGUGAGGUCUCCAGUCACUGCAACCCUUCCACAGAUAGGAUCAAGAUUGUUUCUUACAUGGGGCAUCUUGUGGAGCUUUCCCGAGACACAGUCGCAUAUUCUCGUAUCUUCGUUGGUCAUAAGCUGGUCUAUCACUGAGAUCAUUAGAUAUUCUUUCUUCGGCUUGAAGGAGACGCUUGGAUUCGCACCUUCCUGGCUUUUGUGGCUUAGGUAUAGUACAUUUAUGAUAUUGUAUCCUACCGGUAUCUUUAGUGAGGUCAGUCUGAUCUACAUCGCUCUGCCUUACAUGAAGGUAUCCGAGAGGUACUUUCUUAAGAUGCCUAACAAGUGGAAUUUUUCCUUUGACUACUUUUACACAUGUGUUAUCGCCAUAGGUGUCUAUAUUCCAGGUGGGCCACACAUGUUCACGUACAUGCUUGCCCAGAGGAAGAAGGCACUGUCAAAGGCAAAGACUGCAUGAGAUUUGUUGGUAGUCUUGUACCUGGAGCAUGCAAUGCACACCAUACAAUCUCAUGCUGUACAAGAGUAGUUGGUGUGAACUGAAUUACUCGGCAUGUGUUGUAACAACGAUGAUUGUCUGAUCUCCCACGGUUGAAUUGAUCAUUGAUCAAACUCUGCAUUGAGCCAAUGAUUAUGGCCAUCGGAUAAAAACAAUAUUCAUCUUUAGAAGUGCUCAUCCAUUAUGAGCCAAUGGCUAGAUCUCAUCUUAACAAGGAAAAACUUUGUGGAGCAAUUGGUACAUUGAUUAUUCGAGAGGACUUGUGCUGUCUUUA